CGCCGCUCGCCGUUUAAGCCUGUACGUGGCAGUCAGCUAGCGGCACACAGCAGUCGAGGCUGAUGCGGCUCCUCUCCCGCAACAAUUCACUCAUUCAAACGGACAACCCCGCACUCCGUACCGGACACGCAGAAGCGAGGAGCCCCGUCAGAGCCGCUAGAAGAGAGCAGCAGCGUCCACCAUGUUCACCGCCUCGGAGCUGGUCGUCCUGCUGGCCGUCCUGUCCGCCACCGCGUCCGGAUACUUCGUUAGCAUAGACGCCCAUGCCGAGGAGUGCUUCUACGAGCGGGUCAACUCCGGCACAAAGAUGGGCCUCAUGUUCGAAGUGGCCGAAGGCGGCUUCCUGGACAUCGACGUGGAGAUAACAGGGCCUGAUGGAAAGCAGAUUUACAAAGGCGACAGAGAGUCCAGUGGGAAAUACUCUGUGGCAGCACACAUGGACGGGACCUACAAGUUCUGCUUCAGCAACAAGAUGUCAACCAUGACACCCAAGAUCGUCAUGUUCACGAUUGAUAUCGGAGAGGCCCCCAAAGGCCAGGACAUGGAGACCGAAGGUGGUGACAGCUGGGAUGCUCACCAAAACAAGCUGGAGGAGAUGAUCAACGAGCUGGCGGUCGCUAUGACGGCUGUAAAGCACGAGCAGGAGUACAUGGAGGUUCGCGAGAGGAUACACAGAGCGAUCAACGACAACACAAACAGCAGAGUGGUGCUGUGGUCGUUCUUCGAAGCUCUGGUUCUGGUGGCAAUGACACUCGGACAGAUUUACUACCUGAAGAGAUUUUUUGAAGUACGGCGAGUGGUGUAAUGCGAUUACAUGAUCCCUCUGUGUCCUCCACUGUUUUUUCUCCAACACCAAGACAGUUCUGGAAAUGAGACUGGCAGUUUUGAGUAAAGCCUACAUAUGAUUGGAUCUCAGAUGUUUUGUUCUCCUGUUACUAUAUUUGGUUCCUCCUUAAAAACAAAAUGUAAUUAGUGUUCGUUUGGAACGAAUGGCCAAAAGAUUCUUGGAUAGAUGUCUGUUUUUAUUAGUUUUUCUUUUUUUUGUUUCACAAAUUAUUAUUAUUAUUUUUUUUGGUUCAAAACUGUUUGAUAAUUACAGUUUAAGCAUCAAUUACUAGCCAGUACAGUUUUGCCUGCGUGAAUGACUGUGAGGCUCAUAAUUUUAAGCAAAGGCAAGCAGAUGAAAAAGACAUAAAGGAAUAGGCAUGUGUGGAGUCUCCACAGGAGAAUGUAGCCCUUAUUAAGAUAUAAAUGGGACCCUUUUUCCUCUGAUAAAAAAAAACGGCAAAUGAGAAAAAAAAUAAACGCAUUUGAUUUUUGUCUGAGGUGCCUGAGGUUUCGUCCCAGCGUCUACGUCAAGUCAGACAAUGUGCCGGCAGAUAUGUGAUAUCUGUACAUUGUGUUAGCGCUCUCAAACAACAAAUUGCACUCCUAAUGAAUACGUCUAAAUAUCUGAAGGAUUUACACUGCAGCUGGUCUUUAAGGGAAACUGUGCAGCUUCUAGCUCCGUCUGUUGAUUCAUAGCUGAUCCAUGCCAUGAGGGGAGGGUUGGGGUGGUGGGGGGGGGCUUCGGUGGACUUGUUUUUGCGUGGGGAAACUGUGUAAAAACUCUACGUAGUUCCAAAAACGGCAACAGGCGCGUGGUUUUCUUGGCCUAAGAGUUCACGUGUUGAUUUCCUUUUCAAAACUCCUAAAUUAAACUUUCACUUAGCAGUAAGACCCGAGUGGCGCUGAGGCAGGGGGUGGAUUUUAAACUGAACUACUUGGGGUGCGACUCCAAAAACAAAGUGUAGAGGAAUACUGAAAAUACAUGUUACAUGUUGAUCGAGGCUGGCUGGCUGGGUAGGGGGUUGGGGGGGGGUCUGACACCUAAUGACUGCUGUGUGCUUUAGUUGCUUCUACUAUAGUUAUUUUGUUGGGGUUGGGAUUUUAAAUUAUAUGAUUGUAUACAAUUUUGAACCGUUUGUUUUUUCUUGGAGCAUUUCCUGUAACAUGCAGCUGUUUGGAUGAUGCCUUUCAAACGAAUCUCUCUUACCUUUUUCUAUCCCCGUACAAGGUAAAAGCUGGAGUCCAAGUAAAGUAGCUUCACAUCUAGCACACGGCUGCAGCAUCACAAGUGUUGCAUGUUACUGAUUAAUGCUCCAGUUUUGUAUUAAAAACAAUCUUUGGUGAGCUCAGGCAGGUGAACUGCUCUGUACACAGUCUCUUCCUUUUUGUGAUUACAACAAAAUCUGCUAAAUGGAUCUGUACAAAUGUAGAAUGGUUUGUCUGUGGAAAAUGCCCCAGGUUUCAUAAUAAAGCCAAUAUUCUGUACAAUUA
Messenger RNA from Dicentrarchus labrax (European seabass), 2319 nucleotides. It is a transcript of the gene tmed2, whose product is annotated as transmembrane p24 trafficking protein 2. The transcript is spliced from 5 exons. Gene Ontology annotation, biological process: endoplasmic reticulum to Golgi vesicle-mediated transport; Golgi organization; intracellular protein transport. Gene Ontology annotation, cellular component: endoplasmic reticulum; Golgi apparatus; endoplasmic reticulum-Golgi intermediate compartment. Lineage: Eukaryota; Metazoa; Chordata; Actinopteri; Moronidae. The coding region runs from base 182 to 805 and encodes 207 amino acids. The record is from RefSeq and is a predicted model, not a curated record.